Quercus lobata is the source of this 3445-nucleotide messenger RNA. Its product is annotated as DExH-box ATP-dependent RNA helicase DExH18, mitochondrial-like. Bases 591 to 3041 code for a protein of 816 amino acids. The transcript has 2 exons. Gene Ontology annotation, biological process: mitochondrial RNA 3'-end processing. Gene Ontology annotation, molecular function: hydrolase activity, acting on acid anhydrides; ATP binding; RNA helicase activity. The record is from RefSeq and is a predicted model, not a curated record. NCBI's taxonomy places the organism in Eukaryota, Viridiplantae, Streptophyta, Magnoliopsida, Fagales, Fagaceae. Gene Ontology annotation, cellular component: mitochondrial degradosome.
CACGCAUCAACAAAGCCUCUGGUUUUCCUCUCUACUACUCUGUCUCGUCUUAACGCUAAAGCGUCUCCAGCUCUGUCUCGUUUUCCUCUAUCUCGUCUCAUAACAAUGUCACGUUUGCCUCUCUAGCUCAGCAAACCCAUGCCCACAAUAGAGGAACCAAACAACGGCGCACCAUCGAAUCUCAAUCCAACUCGGCGGCGCCACCCUCUAGCUUCUUCUAUUCCAAUCCAACUCAGCGGCGCUUCUUCCGUCUCUCUGCCCUUUUGUUCGAAGUUUCCACUUAUUCUUUAAUUUUCCAUAUGGGUUUUUUUAACUGUUGCCGUUUGUUCUUUGUAUGGCUGAAUUGUUAUUAAUUUUGUUUACCUUUUGGUUUCGCAGUUUUGCUAGGAACAAAACCAAUCUAUUAUUCCUUUUGGUUCAUGGCAGGUGAGAGAAUAAGUUAUUGUAUAUACUUGAAUUAGUAAAACUUCUAAUUGAAUGUUUAAUACUGAUUUCAAUUUGGUUUAUUUUUCUUUACUUUGUCUGGCUGGGUUUGUUAGCAAUGUAUUUUUGGCUGAUCUCAGGAAUAUAUUAUUAGUUCAACAACAGCCAUGUCCCUGUUUCGAAUUUAUAAACUUAAGGCAUACCCUUCUUCUUCUGCUAGGCUAAGGGUUCUGCUACUGCUAUCCAACCAUUCUUUUUAUGGACUAUUAUAUGACCCUUUGAUUUCCCAGCAUUACCGGUUUUGUCCCACUGCUUCAGAUGUCCCAAACCGUCCAUUUUCCACUUCUGCUUUCUCUUCGUUUCACUUAUUAGCUCCUUGUAAAUUUCCCUCACAACCUCUCAAAUUUAAGGCCUCUGCCACCCUCUAUGCAAAUCCCUUUUCUUCUUCGUCGGCACCUAAUGGUGAUGAUGAUCAUGGCGUGUCUAGUUUGACAAUGGUUGAAUCUGAAUCUGAAUGUGAUUUCGAUGCUGAUGUUGGGAAAGCAACUGUUGGAUUAUUGCACAGUCUAGAUGAUGAGGGUUGUAGCACUGUUGGUGAUUCAACCAUGGUUGAAUUUGGAAACGGUGUCAAUGAAGAGGGUAUUGUUGUUGAUGAUUCUAUGGUGGCUAGUUAUAAUAAUGAUGAUGUGGGUUUGGAGAGGUGUGAGGGUCAUUUGAAUGUUGCCUCGCGGGAUCCUGUUGAAGUGUAUCGUGAGUUAAGAAAUGCCGAGAAGGGUGUGAAGCAGACACGGUGUGAUUGGGAGAUAAUGCAACAAGUGUUUAGUUAUUUUGGGAAAUCGGGUUGGGCGUCUAAUCAGGCUCUUGCAAUCUACAUUGGGAUGUCAUUCUUUCCUACUGCAGUGCAAAAGUUCCAGAACUUUUUCUUCAAGAAAUGUUCUGCUGAUGUUUUUAAGUAUGUGGUGUCGCUUGGUCCAUCCGAUGAUGCUGUCAAGUUCUUGUUUCCUAUAUUCGUGGAGUAUUGUUUAGAGGAGUUUCCUGAUGAGAUUAAGCGGUUUCGGGGUAUGAUUGAGUCGGCAGACCUUACCAAGCCCCACACUUGGUUUCCAUUUGCACGGGCUAUGAAACGGAAGAUAAUAUAUCAUUGUGGCCCAACCAAUAGUGGUAAAACUUACAAUGCUCUGCAACGGUUUAUGGAGGCCAAGAAGGGUAUCUAUUGUAGUCCUCUCAGAUUAUUGGCUAUGGAAGUCUUUGACAAGGUGAAUGCACAUGGGGUUUACUGUUCUCUACUUACAGGUCAAGAAAAGAAAUAUGUCCCUUUUUCAAACCAUAUUGCCUGUACUGUGGAAAUGGUGUCGACGGAUGAAUUGUAUGAUGUGGCUGUUAUUGAUGAAAUUCAGGUGAUGGCAGACUCAUGUAGGGGUUAUGCUUGGACGCGGGCAUUGCUUGGAUUGAAGGCUGAUGAGAUACAUUUAUGUGGGGAUCCGAGUGUUUUGAGUAUUGUUCGAAAGAUCUGUGCAGAAACUGGGGAUCAGCUGCAUGAACAACAUUAUGACAGGUUUAAGCCAUUGGUGGUUGAAGCCAAGACCCUGUUGGGAGAUCUUAAAAAAAUUCGUUCUGGAGACUGCGUGGUUGCUUUUUCGAGGAGAGAGAUAUUUGAGGUUAAAAUGGCAAUUGAGAAACGCACCAAUCACCGCUGUUGUGUAAUUUAUGGUGCUUUGCCACCAGAAACUCGUAGACAGCAAGCUACCUUAUUCAAUGAUCAAGAUAAUGAAUUUGAUGUGCUUGUUGCUAGUGAUGCUGUUGGAAUGGGUUUGAAUCUUAAUAUUAGAAGGGUUAUUUUUUAUAGCCUUUCGAAAUACAAUGGAGACAAGAUUGUUCCAGUUCCAGCAUCACAAGUGAAACAAAUUGCUGGAAGAGCUGGCCGAAGAGGAAGCUGCUAUCCAGACGGACUCACAACAACCUUGCAUUUAGAAGAUUUAGACUACUUGAUUGAGUGUUUGAAGCAACCUUUUGUAGAAGUAAGGAAAGUAGGUCUCUUUCCAUUCUUUGAACAGGUUGAACUAUUUGCCGGGCAACUGCCCAAUGUUACAUUCUGCCAUCUACUUGAAAAGUUUGGUGAAAAUUGCCGUCUAGAUGGGUCAUACUUUCUGUGUCGACAUGAUCACAUAAAGAAGGUUGCUAAUAUGUUGGAGAAGGUACAGGGAUUAUCUCUUGAAGAUCGUUUUAACUUUUGUUUUGCCCCAGUUAAUAUAAGAGACCCAAAAGCAAUGUACCAUCUCCUUAGGUUUGCUUCAGCAUACAGUCAGAAUGUACCUGUCAAUAUUGCAAUGGGCAUGCCAAAGGGUUCUGCUCGAAAUGAUUCAGAGCUCUUGGAUCUUGAGACUAAGCAUCAAGUGUUGUCUAUGUAUAUGUGGUUAUCAAACCACUUCAAGGAGGAAACUUUUCCAUAUGUGAAGAAGGCUGAGGCAAUGGCAACGGACAUUGCUGACUUAUUAGGUCAGUCUCUGACCAAAGCCAAUUGGAAACCAGAAUCAAGGCAGGCUGGGAAACCGAAGCCUCAACGGAAGGAAGAUUGUUAUGAGAGGCCAAGAUCACUUAUCAAAUUAUAUGAGAAGUAAUGGAUGGCUUCCUUUGGUCAAUGAAAGAUUUUUACUAUUACUAGUGAGUUGGGGGGUAGCGUGGUAAUUAGCAAGUUUGUGCUUUAGUUGAUUACAACUCAUGUAUUGCAAAUUAUGCCAUGCCAAGGAAAACUGUCAUUGUGGGUGAUGAGUUUCUAAAUUCUAUAUAGAAGUGGGAAUGAAACUAGCAAUGUCUGGGGGAUUACAAAUUAUAUAUUUAUGAGAUGAUGGAGCUGGAAUAUUCGCAAGGGACAGAGACAAGUCUAGUGGUAUUUAUUUUUGUGUUUAUUAAUUUGUACAGUACUCUUUGUUUUCUUAUGUGUCCAAUGUGAAUUGGUAUAACGUUUGCUAACAUGGAUACCUCUUAUAUUAUUAUGAAUUAAUAGAUUUAUGGGUAAACUUGG